ACCUAUGUUUUCUUUUCUUUUCUUUUUGUACAGCCCCUCUCUCUCUCUCUCCUUAACCCCUAUCUCUUUGCUGCUUAAACCUCUAAAUAUCUCUCUCUCUCUCUCUCAUUUCAUCAGAGCAGAUAAAGAAAGAAUGCAAGCUGCUGCAGCUCUCUGUUUUACCCCUCCAGCACGCCAUGCCUGUUCACCUUCUCACUUGUCCUACAAACCCCUCAAUUACCCACUCUUCUCAUACACUCCCCCAACCCCCUCACUAUGGUCUGCCCAAACCCUGUUUAGAAAAUCCAUUUGUAAAACCCCAGCUGUAGGCAAAUACGUCAGGGAAGAUUAUCUUGUGAAGAAGGUGUCUGCCAAUGAGAUUCAAGAACUGAUAAAGGGAGAAAGGAAUGUGCCACUGAUUAUUGAUUUUUAUGCCACAUGGUGUGGUCCUUGUAUUUUGAUGGCGCAAGAACUUGAAAUGCUUGCUGUAGAGUAUGAAAACAAUGCACUUAUUGUCAAAGUAGACACAGAUGAUGAAUACGAAUUUGCACGUGAUAUGCAGGUUCGAGGACUACCUACAUUGUAUUUCAUAAGUCCAGAUCCAAAUAAGGAUGCUAUCAGAACUGAAGGGCUCAUCCCAAUACAAAUGAUGCGGGACAUCAUUGAUAAUGAUUUAUGAAGAAUAAUUCAGUAGGUUCUUUGUUGGCUGCCGCUGCCCUUGGGCCACCCCUCCUAUGCUUCUCACUCACCUACGCUCAUGCAGUCAUGGAACUAUGCAGCCCAUGCUCUUUGCUGCUAUUGUCGAGCUGCCUCAUUCAUUCAUAGCGUGGUACCAAUAUGUGAAUCUCCACAUAAAUUUUCAGCAAUUUCUCUGCGAAUCUGUGACUUGGUAUCUGCCUAGCAGUGGUAAGAGUUGUAACAUGUUCAGAUAAGAAAUGAAUGUUUAGAUGAAUAGAUUUCCUCUAGAUUGAAAGUGUAUUAUGUACCCUGCUAAGUGUUCUCAUGGUAGCUUGUUCGAAGCUGAAUCUUGAUGUUGAAUUUAAUUUAGAUUUUUUAUUGAAGGUC
This is a messenger RNA of Capsicum annuum, 1044 nucleotides long. RefSeq names its product thioredoxin-like protein CITRX, chloroplastic. The record is from RefSeq and is a predicted model, not a curated record. The coding region runs from base 5 to 658 and encodes 217 amino acids. The transcript has 4 exons. Gene Ontology annotation, cellular component: thylakoid. Gene Ontology annotation, molecular function: protein-disulfide reductase activity. Gene Ontology annotation, biological process: plastid organization; cell redox homeostasis. NCBI's taxonomy places the organism in Eukaryota, Viridiplantae, Streptophyta, Magnoliopsida, Solanales, Solanaceae.